GAUGGCUGAGGAGGAGGAAGAAGGAGCAGCAGCAGCAGCAGGAGCAGCCGAGGGGGGCUCCCUGGAGGAGGGCUCGGGGGAGGCCGAGGGGCCGGAGGAGGGGGCCUGGUCCUCGCCCCUCCUCUCCCUGGCCAAGAACCUCAAGUCCUCCUCUGCAGCCCUGGUGGUAGGACUCAUGCCCAAGCCCGCCUCCAGUGACAGCAGCCCCGCCAAGCAAACAAAAUACCACACGAUGGAAGAACGUUCAAAUCUCAUGAACAUGAUGAAGCUGAGUGUUAAAGUCUUAAUUCAGUCAGCCUUGAGUCUGGGCAGGACUUUGGAUUCUGACUUCCCUCCCCUGCAACAGUUCUUUGUGGUCAUGGAGCACUGUCUCAAGCAUGGACUUAAAGCUAAAAAGAGUUUUAUUGGGCAAACCAAAUCCUUCUUUGGACCUUUAGAACUGGUGGAGAAGCUUUGUCCAGAAGCAUCAGAUUUAGCAACAAGUGUCAGAAAUCUGCCAGAGUUAAAGACUCCAGUAGGAAGAGGCAGAGCUUGGCUUUACCUUGCUGUGAUGCAAAAGAAACUGGCAGACUACCUGAAAAUACUCUUGGACCACAAACAUUUGCUGAGUGAAUUUUAUGAGCCUGAUGCCUUGAUGAUGGAAGAGGAAGGAGCUGUGAUAGUUGGUCUUUUGGUGGGUCUGAAUGUCAUUGAUGCAAACCUCUGCUUAAAAGGAGAAGAUCUGGAUUCCCAGGUUGCAGUGAUUGAUUUUUCCCUUUACCUAAAGGAUACACAAAACAGUGACAAUGGCAAAGAAGAUGGAGGAAUAACUGCUGUGCUUGAUCAGAAACAUUAUGUGGAAGAGCUUAACCGCCAUCUAAGUUGUACUGUUGGAGAUCUUCAGGCCAAGAUAGAAUGCUUAGAGAAGACCAAUUCAAAGCUCCAGGAAGAGUUGGCAGCCGCAACAGAUCGGAUCCAGGCGCUUCACAAUGAACAGCGAGAGCUGAGGCAAGAAAAUGAACUAAUCCGUGAACGAAGUGAAAAGCACGUGGAGGUAACUAAAGAAGACACAAAAGUUGAACUGGAAACAUACAAACAGUCACGCCAAGGCCUGGAUGAAAUGUAUAGUGAUGUGUGGAAGCAACUGAAAGAAGAAAAAAGAAUCCGUAUGGAGCUGGAGAAAGAGCUAGAACUACAAAUUGGAAUGAAAACCGAAAUGGAAAUUGCCAUGAAACUGUUGGAGAAAGAUACUCAUGAGAAGCAAGAUACUUUGGUUGCUCUUCGCCAGCAGCUAGAAGAAGUUAAAGCUAUCAAUUUGCAGAUGUUUAAUAAAUCUCAGAAUACAGAGACUACUCUGCAACAGAAAAAAGAAGCAAUAUCAUCCUUUGAAGGCAAAACAGAUCAAAUGAUAUCUUCUAUGAAACAAAUGGAGGACAGAUUGCAGCAUGCAGAAAAGGCCAGAAGGAAUGCAGAAGAGAAAAGUGUCAAACUGAAACGAGAACUGGGUGGCAGAAUUGAGACCCUGAAACAACAAUUAAGCCAGCUGGAUAACAAGUGUUCAACUCUUGAGAAAGAAUUAAAAUCUGAGAAAGAGCAGCGACAGAAUCUGCAACAAGAGCUACAUCAAGAGAAAGAUACCACUACUUUGCUCAAAACAGAACUACAGCAAGUCGAAGGUUUGAAAAAAGAACUGAGAAAACUGCAAGAAGAAAAGCAUCAGUUAGAAAAGACCUGUGAAGAUCAGGAACAGGCCCUUCAAGAAAUGGGGCUUCAUCUUAGCCAAUCCAAGCUUAAAAUGGAAGAUAUUAAAGAAGUAAACAAAGCAUUAAAGGGCCACACCUGGCUUAAAGAUGAUGAGGCAACCCACUGUAAACAAUGUGAGAAAGAAUUUUCCAUCUCAAGAAGAAAGCACCACUGUCGAAACUGUGGACACAUCUUUUGCAACACAUGUUCCAGCAAUGAGCUUGCACUUCCAUCCUAUCCAAAGCCUGUACGAGUUUGUGAUACCUGCCACACUUUAUUGCUUCAGAGGUGUUCAUCAAAUUCUUCAUAAACUAAGCUUGUUUUAGAACAACCAUGUUUAACAAGAGAAUAAACUAACAGUUCUUUCAUGGAAUCGAAGCUGCACCUUUCUUCAUCACACAUUUCUUAUGGUAAUUUGCCAUGUUGGAAUGGGAGAAAUAAACUUUAUAAUAAUGGGGCUUACAGAAAUUAUGGAAGCUGAAUAUUUUGCAUAGCUUAAGUGCCAGAAAAUGUUAAAACAUAAAAAGGUCUCAAUGUGCUGCAACUCUUGAAAUGUGCAGUCAUAUUUCUUUUGUCUAUAGAUUACAAAAAAAAUUCUAUUGUUUGUAUUUAACUUUGUACUUGAUAUUUGUACAUCUGAUCUCUAAAAUAAAUUACUUUUCUGAACACUUUAGUCCUAUGGAUCUACUACUGUAACAAUUCCAAUUGAAAAAUUCCCUCUAGAUUUCUAUGUAGUCCAAGCUGAAAAUGUCAGCUUCUUAAAAGGUGUCCCCAUGGAAGAAUUUUUUAAAAGCAAUGUAUAAAAUGAAUGUGCCUUCGCUAUACUUCAAAAGUAAAUAUAGAUUCAUGUUUCUAAAGCACCUAUAAAAUAGUGAUAAUGCAAUAAAGACUUAAAAUUGAAUUAAA
Molecule: messenger RNA, 2628 nt
Organism: Sceloporus undulatus (fence lizard)
Lineage: Eukaryota; Metazoa; Chordata; Lepidosauria; Squamata; Phrynosomatidae
Gene: RUFY1
Product: RUN and FYVE domain containing 1
Exons: 18
Coding region: 2-2032 (676 amino acids)
Biological process (GO): regulation of endocytosis; protein transport
Cellular component (GO): cytoplasm
Molecular function (GO): metal ion binding
Source: RefSeq, a predicted model, not a curated record